Molecule: messenger RNA, 1296 nt
Organism: Diatraea saccharalis (sugarcane borer)
Lineage: Eukaryota; Metazoa; Arthropoda; Insecta; Lepidoptera; Crambidae
Source: the annotation of a GenBank genome assembly
AUGUCAAAUCCUGCAGUUAAGUCACAAAUGAAGAAAAUUAUGCAGUUAAUAUCACCACUUCCCAUAUCAGAAGAGAGUAAUUCUGGAACUGCUUUUUCCGAGAACAUACAGCAAGAUACAGAGGCCCCAGCUUUAGAUCAAAUCUCACUAACAGACAGCUACAGCGAUAUUGACAUGGACCCAAUAACGACAUCACCUUCGUUGAUCGAUUAUAUUUGUGAUACCGAUUUAAAUUCUGAACUCAAUACUAACUCAUCAUUAACACCAUUACCUCAAAUUAAACUUGUCGAAUACACCGAGCACCAGUUCACUUUUGGUCAACAACCAGAACAAAAUAUGUCCAAGAAUUUGGAGACCCACGACAGCAUUGCCUGUAUUGAUAGCGAAGAUUCAUGGAAGCCUGCCUCAUCGUCCAGUGAUUCGGAUGACGAUAAGUCCGUUCAAACAAUAGAAGAAGAAACAAGUGUUGGUAAAAAAGGAUAUAGGAAAAUAAAACCUUUACCAAAACGACUUUUAGCAAAAAAAAUUGUAACUGCUGUAGGGAAAUCUAUGCAACCAAACCCUUGUAUGAAUAAAAAAUGUGGUAACUCAUGUGCAAAUAAAUUUACAGAAGAUGAUCGCAAUAAUGUUUUUGAAAACUAUUGGGGAUUAGGUUGUGAUAAAAGACAAAAAGAUUACCUGCUGUCAUGUGCUAAAGAAAAACCGAUUGGAAGAAAAAGAUCCAGUAGUAAUAUCCGUAAAAUAUCAUACGAUUAUUUUAUCAGCUACAAUGGACAGAAUGACAGAAAUAUAUCGUUUUUGUAUUUACAGUAUCUUAAUUACGUAAGAGAAAAUAAUCCAGAAUCAUCAGUAUUAUUAAAAAGAGAAUUUCGUGACAUUUUUAAAAAGGAUUUUAAUAUCGAAUUCCAUCUGCCAAAAAAAGAUAAAUGUGCUUUUUGUGAGAAGUGCAAAAAUUUAUCACCUGAGAAUAAAAUUAUUUUUGAACAAACCCCUGAAUAUAAAAAUCACAUUCUAGAUAAAGAAAAAUGUAAGCAACUGUUUUUAGAAGACCAAAAAAUGAGCAAAUUAACUGAUUCUAACUCCUUAUCAAGAGCAAACAAAGCUAUUGUCGAAAAGGGGCCUACACCUUUAUACGUCAAAGAGCUCAAACUUUCAUUAGCUAAAUACCAAGAUUUACAGGAUCUGUGUAACAAAAACGUGAUUCCAAACAGAUACCAUCAAGAAUAUUUAAGUAUGAAGCAUGAUGGAAACGUACGUGAUGCUUUAGCUGAAACAGAUGAUGAUGAGGAGAUUUAA